This is a messenger RNA of Prorocentrum cordatum, 1716 nucleotides long. Lineage: Eukaryota; Dinophyceae; Prorocentrales; Prorocentraceae. The record is from the annotation of a GenBank genome assembly.
AAAUCUCACCAGAGACCGUGCCUACGGCACGGUGGCGGACCUCACUUGCCUCUUCUUCGUGGUCUACACAGCCCUCUUCGUGCUGCAGACCCCUGGCUGCUUUGGCUUGCCGCCAUGGGAGCGAGAGGAGAAGGCGUUCCUGGCCGUGGUCGAGACGGUGAACUUCGUGCCCAUGCUGUGCGUGCUCAUCAUGGCGACACGCAUCCGUGCAGUGCAGCUGACCCAGGGCCAGCCAGACCACUACGGCCUCCCACAGUGGUGGGUCAAGGUGGCCAUGCAGGUCUGCACGGGGUCGGUGAUGGCCCUCGCGCUAUUCGUGCUGGUGCUGUCCCAGGUGAACUCGGAGGUGCUCGAGGCGGUCACGAAGCAGCGAGGCAGAGGCACGGUGAUUCUGAGGCUCACCCGCAACGCUAUCAUCCUCGGCAUCUACCUGAGCUUCACCGUCAUCUGCAUUGGUGCGUGCAUCAUGCAGGCCCCGCCAGAGAUGCCAGCCAGGCGAGACGGGGAGCCCAGGGACGUCGCGGCACUGUCCUGCACGCUGCUUCUCGCGGUGCUCUACUUCGGGAUGUACUUGGUCCGCACAUUCGCCACGUUCGCGAAUCGCGCUGGGCUGCUCGGGCAGGCGCGGCGGUUCGGGAACGCACAGGAGCUGCUCCGCAACGCGACCGGCACCGUCGCCUUUGCACCCAUGCUGGGCGUGCUGUUCAUCGCGGCCCGCAUGCGGAUCUUCCAGAUUGACCGCGAGGAGAAGGCGGAGCACUUUUGGCUGCCCGCCUGCUGCUGGCUCUGCGCCGGCAGCGUCUUGCUACAGACGGCGUUCAUCGCCGCGCACUACUGCCUCGCCAGGGCCCAAGACGGGAGUGUAGAGCUGGACGAGGCCGCGGUCCCAAAGCACGCCAACGCGACGAAGGUCAUAGAGUGGGCUCGCUCGGUGGCGAUGGCCUGCCUCUACAUUGGCGUCGUUGGCGUCACGGCCGCCGUCGUGCUCAUGCGCCCGGUGGGGGGCACGAGGGAAGACAUGCCCGUGUCGCUCACAUGCGUAAUCGUACUCGCCGUGCUGUACUUCGGGGUGUACUUCGCGCUCUGGGCGCUGCAGGUGGGCCGAGGCAGCUCCGCGUCCAGCGGCCAGGUGGCGCCACACAGCCUCGAGGACUACCUGCACGGCUGGGCCAAAGUUCAGGUCGCCUUCUGCCCAAUGUUCUCCGUGCUCUUCCUCGCCACCCUGCUCAGGGCUCUGCUCCUCACCGGCGGCGCUGGCGCUCCUCAGGUCUGGUGCGAGGUGUCGCAGCAGGUGGCCACGGUUGCGAUCGUCUUGUUGGUGACGGUCCGCUUCGACGUGCUCCUGCCGACCCCGAUCCCGAAGUUGACGCUCGUGUGUGCGGCCUUGCAGUAUGCCUGCCUGUUCGUGCUUUACAUGUCCGCCAUCGUCUGUGUCUUCGCCCUCUUCACCAUGACGAGCGAGAGCGCUGGCCAGAACGCGCACUCGUUCGGCAAGUGGAUCCAGGUGCUGCAGACUGGCUGGCACUCGAUGGCGGGCCGCUACCAGGGUCUGCGUGCGUUCUGAGCGCCAGGGCGGGGGCGGCGGCGCAUCUUCUCGGCGCACGCUGGUCUUCGCUUCGUGCCCCGCGGGGGCCGGGUGCUGCUUGCUGGUGCCGGGGUGGCGGGGGCGUGCUGGUGGACAAGCGUAUGUCCUGCGAGCUUGAUACACGCACCACC